Molecule: messenger RNA, 924 nt
Organism: Eruca vesicaria subsp. sativa (arugula)
Lineage: Eukaryota; Viridiplantae; Streptophyta; Magnoliopsida; Brassicales; Brassicaceae
Source: the annotation of a GenBank genome assembly
AUGGUUGGAGGAGGAGUUAUCCAGCAAAUUCUCAGGAGGAAGCUUCACUCCCAAUCACUCGCAACUCCGGUUCUGUCUUGGUUUGCUUCGAAGAAAGUUAAUGAGGAUGCUGGGUCUUCUGGUGUGAGAGCACUUGCUCUCCUGGGUGCUGGAGUUACAGGACUGUUUAGUUUCUCUACGGUAGCUUCUGCUGAUGAGGCUGAGCAUGGGUUGGCUUGCCCAGACUACCCGUGGCCUCAUGAUGGCAUUCUCAGCUCUUAUGACCAUGCUUCGAUCCGUCGUGGGCAUCAAGUUUAUCAGCAAGUCUGUGCUUCUUGCCACUCCAUGUCUCUGAUCUCAUACCGAGAUUUGGUGGGUGUUGCCUACACUGAGGAAGAGGCAAAGGCAAUGGCAGCUGAAAUCGAGGUUGUUGAUGGACCUAACGACGAGGGUGAGAUGUUCACCCGUCCUGGUAAACUCAGUGACCGCUUGCCUCAACCAUAUGCCAAUGAAUCAGCUGCGAGGUUUGCUAAUGGUGGAGCGUAUCCUCCUGAUCUAAGUCUUAUCACCAAGGCACGUCACAAUGGUCAAAACUACGUCUUUGCUCUUCUUACGGGUUACCGUGAUCCUCCUGCUGGCAUUUCAAUUAGAGAGGGGCUACACUACAAUCCUUAUUUCCCUGGUGGAGCAAUUGCUAUGCCCAAAAUGCUCAAUGAUGAAGCUGUUGAGUAUGAAGAUGGUGUCCCCGCCACAGAGGCACAGAUGGGUAAAGAUGUUGUGUCAUUCUUGUCUUGGGCAGCUGAACCAGAAAUGGAAGAGAGGAAAUUGAUGGGAUUUAAAUGGAUAUUCCUACUAUCUCUCGCUCUGCUCCAAGCAGCGUACUACAGGCGACUGAAAUGGUCUGUUCUCAAGUCCCGCAAACUGGUUCUCGACGUGGUGAACUAA